CACUUUUCCGAGAAUGGGGAUUAAUGAGACUAUAAAUUGUACAAUCCUUGCUAACACUUACAUCCAUAUAAAUUUCAAAUCUCCAACCCUUCUUUCUAUCAAUUUUCACGCUCCGAUUUUCCGUCGUGACAAUGCACCGUUCUCAGCGCCACCCCCGUGAGUCGAGUGCCGCUUUUUCAGUCGCAACUUGGAGGUCUUGAUUGUGACAAUGUCAAUCCCUAGAGUGAAUCAAUACCUAUACCCAACUGAACUGACAAUACCAACCACCAACCACCAACCACCAAUCUUUCUGCACUUCUUCCUAUUCUUCCACCAUUGAUUUUCGACCGCCGCAACGGCCAUGUCUUACAAUACUAAUGCUGCCUUAUUCCAGUUGGCUCACUACUAAUUAAUUCCAACUACCAUUCACCCUUCCACCGCGACCUUCCAAUCCAACUUUCUUGACCUCGCGCUGAUAGCCUAUACCCAUACCGUCUUAAGUCGCAUACCUCAUACCUUCCACACAUUCCAUCCGAACACCAACUCAAACCCUCCAAACGGAGAUGGCAGCUUCACAGCUCAGCCCGCAGAGCAAUGGAGUCUCUCCUCGCAGCCAGUCUGCCACCAGAUUUCGCGGCUGCUCCAGAAUCACAGAUUACGAUAUACUAGGAAAACUGGGAGAAGGUACCUUUGGAGAAGUUCAUCGCGCAAAGUCAAAGAAGACAGGAGCAGUUGUCGCAUUAAAGAAGAUUCUUAUGCACAAUGAGAAAGAUGGAUUUCCAAUCACCGCUCUACGAGAGAUCAAGCUCCUCAAACUGCUGUCGCAUCCGAAUAUCCUCAGACUGGAAGAGAUGGCUGUUGAACACCACGCCAAAACCGACAAGGAUAAACGAAAGCGCGCAAUCAUGUAUAUGGUUACUCCAUACAUGGACCACGACCUUUCUGGACUUCUGGAGAACCCUGAUGUCCCUAAAUUUACGGAACCUCAGAUCAAGUGCUACAUGAUACAACUUCUCGAGGGCCUCGCAUAUCUACAUGACAAUCACAUAUUGCACAGAGAUAUGAAGGCGGCGAAUUUACUUAUCAAUAAUAAGGGAAUAUUACAGAUUGCGGAUUUCGGUCUGGCGCGACAUUAUGAUGGCCCUGUUCCGGCUGCGAAGAAUGGUGGAGGUGAGGGUAUUAGGGACUACACGACGUUGGUUGUUACGAGAUGGUAUCGUCCUCCAGAGCUGUUGUUGGGAAUGAGAAGGUAUACUACGGCGAUUGAUUUAUGGGGAGUUGGGUUAGUUCAUUCCAAGGAGCUUUAGCCGGGGGUUUACUAACUCUUUGCCAGUUGCGUCUUUGGUGAGAUGCUUUAUGGUAAACCAAUUCUUUCUGGGGACAGCGAUCAGAAUCAAUUGAAAAUCAUAUUUGAUUUGGUUGGAACUCCAACGGAAACAACCAUGCCGGGAUGGAGACAUAUGCCAAAUGCGGAGGGUUUGAACAUUAUUCCCAAACCCAAAACUCUUCAUCAACGUUUUAGAGCGUAUGUAAAAGUUACUCAUUUCUUCUCCUGCUGUCACUAACGAAUCAUAGGCAUGGCUCAGGAGCGUGCCAACUACUGGACGAUUUACUCAAUCUCGACUAUCGCACACGUCUGAAUGCUAUUGAUGCUCUGGAGCACCCUUACUUCAAGGCAAGACCUUUACCAGCAAAAGCCGGAGACAUUCCCAUGUUUGAAUCAUCUCAUGAACUGGAUCGUCGCAAGAACAAAGGUCAAAAAGCCGGACCACCACCAGCUCCCAAGGGCGGAACCGUAGGUAUGGGCCCAAAUGGUGGCUGGGGAGAAGCAGGUCCAAAUGGAAACCAAAACUACUCUCAUAACGAUGGAUAUGGACGACACCACAAUGGAAGUCGAUAUCCUCCUCCUCCUCCUCAUGGUGGCUACGGUCGAAAUGGUGUUCCUCCCCCACCACCACCAGAUGGUGAACGAAGACCAGCUUGGAGACGAGAUGAUAGACCAGAUCCUAGGGGUCUCCCACCAAGACCACCUCCACCUGGUGAUUAUCACGAUAACAUGAGAGCGGAUGGGAGAUACCGAUCUGCGUCCAGAGAAGUCGAUCGACCGCCAUUACCGAGAAGUAGAGCGGGUGGUGGACCGAAUGUCGAUACGUAUAUACCCAGCUACGGCGGUGGAGAGGGGGGACGAAGAGAUGAUCGGAGAAGACGAGAUGAUCGUGAUGAGAGGAGACUGCACGUUGAUCGGGAUUAUGAUGAUCGGAGUCGGAGUGGCAGGACGAGGAGUCGGAGUCGGAGUCCGGUGAGGGAGCGGGAUCGGGAGAGAGUUAGGGAUAGGGAGGAUAGAGAUAGGGAGAUGUAUCGGCGUUAG
This is a messenger RNA of Hymenoscyphus albidus, 2347 nucleotides long. The record is from the annotation of a GenBank genome assembly. NCBI's taxonomy places the organism in Eukaryota, Fungi, Ascomycota, Leotiomycetes, Helotiales, Helotiaceae.